CUGAAAUCAAACUUCACCUCGGUCUGUCUGAAGAGAAGCACCUCGCUUGUCGACGACAGUAGGCUAACUUGGAUGGCAACGUAACAGGUUCCUCCUGGCAGGGACUCUCCUGCUGCACUCACCACUGACGGACAUCCCAUUGGCUCUCCAGUCCACUCAGUUCCUCGAGGCAGGGACUCUCCUCGUGUACUCACUGAUGACGGAUCUCUCGGCUCUACUUUCAGCUUUGACGGCUCUUCUCUCAGCUCUCUUUUCGACUCUCCUCUCGGCUCUCCAGCAGCCCCUCUCCAUGAUGAAACUGAACAGGUGACAAACAGGGAAAUGGAAGCCGACGAUGGAUCUCCUCUUGGCUCUACACUCAGCUCUCCAGUCCACUAUGUCCCCCGAGGCAGGGACUCUCCUCGUGUACUCGCUGAUGACGGAUCUCUCGGCUCUACUUUCAGCUUUGACGGCUCUUCUCUCAGCUCUCUUUUUGACUCUCCUCUCGGCUCUCCAGCAGCCCCUCCCCAUGAUGAAACUGAACAGGUGACAAACGGGGGCUUGGAUGCCUUGUUGACUGCCCGUAGUAAUGUCUCGAAAGCUGAAGCUCUCCUCAUGCUAAUGAGUUACAUUGCAAAGCAUAACAUCACAGGUGUCCAGCUCACUGAUCUCCUCUCACUGAUCAACCAAUUAUUUGGUCAUGAGGUCCUGCCUAGGUCUAAGUAUCUCUUCAACAAAGUUUUCAAUGAACAAUCCAAAGACAUCUCUUUCCAGAUAUAUUGUCAACAAUGUAAACAUCUCAUUGGCACAAGUCAUGAAAUCACUAACAGAAAACAUUGUGUAACUUGUGGGACUGCCUUUGAAACAGAUAGACUGAACGGUGGUAGCUUCUUCCUCAGCUUACCUUUAGACUCGCAGAUCCAGGCCUUUCUUGAAAACAGUGAUGUGUCCAGUCAUUUGAAUUAUCGUUUCAUUAGAACAAAGAGUAAUCAUAAUGCAAUCAGCGACAUAUAUGAUGGUGUGAAAUACAAGGCACUUGCAGGGCCGGGUGAAAUCCUCUCUAACCCAAAUAACUUGUCCUAUACAUUUAAUUCAGAUGGAUCACCUUUGUUUAAGUCUGCCAAAUUUUCUAUGUGGCCAAUUCAUAUUAUGAUCAAUGAACUUCCGCCUGCAAUGAGGUCAAAACACUUGAUUUUAGCAGGCCUGUGGUGUGGACCCCGUGAGCCGUUGAUGGAAAUUUUUCUCAAGCCUUUCGUAGAACAAGCAAAGAAACUGGCAAAUGUUGGUGUAACUUGGAGAAAUCAAGGUGAGCUUGUCAAAAGCAAAUUAGUUGGCCUUUGUUGUAGUGUCGAUUCCAAAGCAAGGCCACAGAUGCUGAAUACGACCCAGUUCAAUGGCUACUAUGGCUGCAGCUUUUGUUUGCACCCGGGAGAAAUAGUGGGGAGAGUCAUCAAGUACCCGGUCUCUGCUGAUUCUUACGAAGACUGCACAAAUGAGAUGAUGCUACAGGACAUGGAGUUGGCUGGCAGAACUGGCAGAACUGUCAGAGGUGUUAAAGGUCCAACACCACUGAUAAAUUUGCCUUACUUUGAUGUUGUUUGGGGCUUUGUACCUGACUAUAUGCAUGCCACAUUACUGGGAGUUUCAAGGCAAAUUACAAAACUUUUAGUUGACAGUACGUCCUGCCGAGAACCGUACUAUGUCGGUAGUCCUGCCAAGUUGAGGGUGAUUGAUGCCAGAAUUGUGUCAAUCAAACCACCGCAUUUGAUCACUAGACUUCCUAGGAAAUUGUCUGACCGAAUUCACUGGAAAGCGACAGAAUGGCGGAAUUGGCUCUUGUUUUAUUGUGUUCCAUGUUUGAGUGGGUUUUUGCCAAAACAGUACUUGGGAAACUUGUGUCUGUUAGUGUCUGCUCUCUUUCUUCUUUUGCAAGAUGAGAUUUCUUCAGAUGACAUCGGCAAAGCCGAAACUUUACUCCUGGAAUUUACAUACAGGUUUCAAAUGUUGUAUGGUGAGUCAGAAAUGACAUUCAAUGUUCAUUUGCUCAGUCAUCUCGGAAAGUCUGUGAGAUUGUGGGGUCCGUUGUGGGCUCAUUCAGCCUUUCCUUUUGAGAGUGCAAAUGGCUCUCUGCUGAAAUUAGUCUCAGGAACAAAAGCAGUUGCCCAGCAGAUAGCCAAUAAGUACCUGGCAUACAGCUCAAUUCCAAGCUUUGCUUUGAAGUACUCAAUAAAAGAUCAAGUGUCUGAGUUCUGUGCAAAAAUGAACAAUUUUCCAACCGUUAAGAAAGCUGUCAGAUGUGAUGACUGUGUACUUCUUGAUAAUGGCAUGGUCCACAUACUUAGUCCAGAAGAGCAGAUUUUGUUAGCUGGCUACGGGUUGUGUCCUCUGAAUGAAGUUGUUGUUCAUAAAAGGAUGCUAAGACAUGGCUUGAUAUUCACAAGUAAGGAAUAUACACUGUCUCGAAGACGGAAGGAAUGUUACGUCGAACUAACCAGUGGUAGGUGUGGAGAAAUUGAAAAGAUUAUAUAUCUACCCAAUGAUGAUGUGGUGCUGAUUUUUAAGCCAUUUUAUGUGGUCCAUGCUUUCCCAUUGUUGCAUCCAUAUGGCUUUGUUCCACAUAUCAAACUGGUUGAUCAUUUUGAGCCUUCCACACUUGUGCCAGUGGAACACCUCAAAGGUAAACGCAUGUGCUUUUCAGUGAGUGACAACCAAUACAUGUGUUCCUUUCCAAACACUCAUGAAAGAGACUGAAAGCGAAUUCUGUGACCCAAAGUUGAGGUUACCAUGUUACCAGUUGUCUCAUGCCCCUCUUAGUUGGCCAUGCAAAUUGUGGGCUGACCUGGACUGCCUAGUCUUGCUAGCGCCUGGCAGACCAGCCUGGGCAGCCCUUCUGCCUUUCAAGCUUGGUCUUUGCGUCUUGCGGGGCUUUGUCCUGAUUGGCAAGUAUAUAGUGUACAUUUGUAAAUAGUUUGUUGGUUGCAUCAAAGGAGGGUAUGAGAGAAAACAGGUGUAAAGUGGUGAUUCUUAAAGGAACGUCAUAUGGACUCACGAUUAUGAGGGAAAUGUUUGCAUCAGUUUAGCCAAAUUCAGAGCCCCUCUUAGUUGGCCAUGCGAAUUACGGACUGACCUGGACUGCCUGGCUACAUAGUAUCUGCCUUUGCGUCUGGCGGGGCCUGGCUUGUGCUUCAUGGUUGGAUCUUGCGCCUGGCAGACCAGCCUGGGCAGCCCUUCUGCCUUUCAGGCUUGGUCUUUGCGUCUUGCGGGGCUUUGUCCUGAUUGGCAUGUAUAUAGUGUACAUUUAUAAAUAGUUUGUUGGUUGUAUCAGAUUAGAUUAGA
Messenger RNA from Alosa alosa (allis shad), 3315 nucleotides. RefSeq lists its product as uncharacterized. Bases 322 to 2730 code for a protein of 802 amino acids. Lineage: Eukaryota; Metazoa; Chordata; Actinopteri; Clupeiformes; Clupeidae. The record is from RefSeq and is a predicted model, not a curated record. The transcript has 4 exons.